Molecule: messenger RNA, 1181 nt
Organism: Hermetia illucens (black soldier fly)
Lineage: Eukaryota; Metazoa; Arthropoda; Insecta; Diptera; Stratiomyidae
Gene: Gorab
Product: RAB6-interacting golgin
Exons: 6
Coding region: 145-993 (282 amino acids)
Biological process (GO): non-motile cilium assembly
Source: RefSeq, a predicted model, not a curated record
CGUUUAGUACCAAAGUUCUAAACGAUCUUGCUGCUGGUAACGAUGAAACGUCAAAGUGUUGGCGGUGGGCGAUGGACCGCAGUUUGUUUAUUGUUUUUAGUUGAAAUACAUUCCAUCGGAUGCUAGAAAUCGGGUAUUAGUGCAAUGGCGACGAAGUUCAAUGGUUUCACUCAAGACGAGAUCAACAAAAUCACAAAGCCAGAUAAGCCAAAAAAAGUGCAGAUGAUGAGUCGCGGUAUUCGUCGAGUUCCGGAUAGAAAAACUGCGCAAGGUGAUAUAUUAGGCAGAGAUGUAAAUGACAAGUUAUCCUCCGUGCAGAAGGAUGUGCCGAACAAAACGUUGCCGAAAUUGUCGGAGCCGGCGGACAACAGUCUGGACAGCACAAUUACGUCAAUGCAAGAAGUUCUGCAUUUCAAACCACUGCCUGCAAAAAAUGCUCAAAAGGCAAUGCACGAGCCACCGGCGGAAGACGAAUCGAUUUUGCAUAUCAGCAGCGGCAAUGAAAGUCAGCCAGGGAUGGAGGCCUCAUCACCAUUUAGAGGGAUCUCCUUAAAGGAUUUCCAGGCUCAACAAAAAUUGAUCCAGGAGCAAAAUAAGCAGAAGAAGGAGCUACUCCAUAAAGCCAUUGAACAUCAUUCUCAAAAAACUGCAGCAGAAAUUCAGAAGAUCCACACCAUAAAAGCUGAGUUAGAGAAAUUGGACAGUGAUUUAGCCGCCGAUGUUGCAAUUCUUCGGAAGAAAAUUGAAGAUGCUACUAUUCAGUAUUCCAAUGUUAGGAAAGCAUAUGAACGUGUCGAAUCACAAUUCCUGAAGGCGAAGCUGGAACUACAUCAGGCAGGUGAGAAAAAGGAACUUUUAACUGAGCAUUUAUGUACGGUUAUUGCACAUAAUGAAGACCGCAAAGCGAAAAAAUUAACUGAAUUAAUGGAAAAAGUAGGUUUGUCUCCUAUCGGUGAUCUGGAUUUACCAGCAAAUGGAAAUGCAAUCGAUUAGCGGAUUAGCGUAAUUGAAUUAUUUAGUGCAUGUAUAAUAAUGUAAUAACGAAAUAGGAAUAAGGAUCAUAUCAAAUAGCAAAUAGGAAACAUGAAAUGAAUAUCUUAGCCAUAAAAUGGUAACGCUAGGUUAUGUAUGUAUUGUAUUUAAGAAAUGUUGAUAUCAAAAUAUACAUAAAUGUUUUUAAA